AUGCAGCACCCUGCAGGCUCUGCGACGCCUGUCGACACAACUUCCUCCACCUCGUCGCAUCCGGCGGCGACUCCGCCAGCCUUCGCUCAGGAGGCAGCCGUGCUGGGCGACGAGACUGCGACGCUGCCCGGUGAGGGACAGGCAGCCGAGUCGCGCACGCCGACGGUGGCAGGCGUUGAGGACGCGGACCCAAAAGUGGAGGGGAUCGUGGGACCCGCUAGCGAUGGAGAAGUGCCGCCGACGCUGAAGCGAAGAGGCGGAACGAACGACUUUGGCUUCCUCCCCAUACCGCCGCGACUACGGUUCGACCCGGACAAGCCGUUCGAGUUUGGCUUGCUCUUGAACAUCGUCUUUGCUUUCGCUGCUACUUUCUCCGUCGCAAACCUGUACUACCCGCAACCCAUUCUCAUCGUGCUGAGCGACAAGUUCAACUGCUCCUACGACCGCGUUACCAACAUCCCGACGCUCCUCCAGGCGUCGUACGCUCUCGGCCUGGCGUUCGUCUGCCCUUUGGGAGAUCUCGUCCGGCGAAGACCGCUUCUACUUCUGCUCGUCGGCAUCGCCGCCAUUCUCUCCCUGAUUCUCGCCCUCGUCCCGUCUCUUGCCGCUUUCCAAGCGAUCAGCUUCUUCCUCGGCGCGGCCUCCGUCACUCCUCAGAUCCUCCUCCCUCUUUCCGGCGACCUCGCUCGCCCGGAACGUCGCGCUUCAGCCCUUUCAAUCGUCUUGUCCGGCCUGCUGCUCGGCAUCCUGCUCGCUCGUGUCCUUUCCGGCCUCAUCGCCGAGAAGGCGAGCGUUUCAGCACUGUACUACAUGUCGUUUGGAGUUCAGAUUGCCAUCUGGUUCCUCGUCUACGAGAUGAUCCCCGACUAUCCUGCGAAGAACCCAGACUUGCACUACUUUGAGAUCCUCUGGUCGAUGGUCAAGUACCUCUUCACCGAGCCGGACCUCGUCCAAGGAUGCUUGAUUUGCGGCGUCGGCUCGAUCAUCUUUUCUGCUUUCUGGACAACGAGCACGUUUAUCCUGGGCGACCUGUACCAUUACAACUCCCUCGAAAUCGGCCUCUUCGCCUUAAUCGGCAUCGCCGGUGUCUGCGCCGCGCCGCUGCUCGGACGACUCGUCGACAACCUCGUACCAUGGGUCGCCGUCCUGCUCGGAAUCGUCAUCUUGGCCAUCUCGCAGGCUAUCUUUACGGGCGCAGCGGGCGUCUCGAUUGGUGCGCUCUGCGUGGUUAUCUUCACCCUCGACAUCGGCAUGCAACUCCAGCAAGUCGCCAACUCGACCCGCAUCUUCGGCAUAUCCUCCGCCGCUCGCGCACGCCUUUCCGCCGUCUUCCUUGUCUGCAUCUUCGCCGGACAAUUGAUCGGUACGGCGGCAGGCACGCGCGUGUACCUCGACUACGGGUACAGGGCGUCAGGCGGACUUUGUCUGGGUUUGACGGGUUUCAUGCUGCUCGUAUUGUUCCUGCGCGGCCCGCACUGCCCCGUCAAGCAGUGGUUCGGCUGGACAGGCGGCUGGGAGCUACGGAAGGCUGUCUACGAGCGGCAACAAGCGGAGCGGCGGACACGCGGUAUAGAGAUGGACGAGAAGGUGGUUUAG
Rhodotorula toruloides NP11 is the source of this 1596-nucleotide messenger RNA. RefSeq names its product major facilitator superfamily protein. The transcript is spliced from 11 exons. The coding region runs from base 1 to 1596 and encodes 531 amino acids. Lineage: Eukaryota; Fungi; Basidiomycota; Microbotryomycetes; Sporidiobolales; Sporidiobolaceae. Gene Ontology annotation, biological process: transmembrane transport. Gene Ontology annotation, molecular function: transmembrane transporter activity. The record is from RefSeq and is a predicted model, not a curated record.